AUGGUUACCCUCACCGAAGUCGAGGACGAGCACUUCCAGUCCAACCAGGCCGGCCCUGACGUUGACGAGGAGGACUUUACCGACACUGACUCUGAAAUCUCCAACGAGUCCGACUAUGACCCCACAAACGAGACGCUCGCCGAGCGGCUAUAUGCCCUGCGCGACAUCAUCCCCCCUACCACGAGAGGCUGGGUGUCCGGCCACGUCAGCAACAUCUCCAGCAAGGCCUGGAGCGUUCUGUCUUUCAGCGGCAAGGGCGCCUGGGUCAUCACGACCUCUGCCCUGUUCUUCGGCGUUCCCUUCGCGCUCUCCUUCGCCGAGGACCAGCAGCUCACCGCCAUGGAGCAGGAGUACAACAUGCGCCAGCAGGGCAGCGAGCUGCUCACGGCCGGAUCUGAACAGGGCACUGCCGAGAGGGUCGGCGCCGCGCUGGGUGACAACGCUGCCAAGCCUGCUCUGUAA
Molecule: messenger RNA, 462 nt
Organism: Purpureocillium takamizusanense
Lineage: Eukaryota; Fungi; Ascomycota; Sordariomycetes; Hypocreales; Ophiocordycipitaceae
Gene: tom22
Product: mitochondrial import receptor subunit Tom22
Exons: 2
Coding region: 1-462 (153 amino acids)
Biological process (GO): intracellular protein transport
Cellular component (GO): mitochondrial outer membrane
Source: RefSeq, a predicted model, not a curated record